Messenger RNA from Lachnellula hyalina, 1149 nucleotides. RefSeq lists its product as uncharacterized. The record is from RefSeq and is a predicted model, not a curated record. The transcript has 6 exons. The coding region runs from base 1 to 1149 and encodes 382 amino acids. NCBI's taxonomy places the organism in Eukaryota, Fungi, Ascomycota, Leotiomycetes, Helotiales, Lachnaceae.
AUGUGGCAACGAGCUACUUCAUACGACGACGACCCUUUCACCUCACCGGCUCAAGAGGUCACACCGAGCGCGAACUACGGAUGGGAAAACAGAGUUCGGCGACCUUCACGUUUCUCGGCACCUCGCUUUACACCUUUCAGGACUGGAUUGCUACUUCUUGCAAUUGGCAUUAUAGUGCUGUUUCGAGACUACAUUCCCUCUCCAGCGUCACGACAGAUGCCCAGAAACCACCGAAAUCUACAACACAACAACCAUUCCCCAUGCUGCCUUCCAACACCCGAGUCUAGCCUCUAUCGAAUACUCGAUAUCAUUGAUACUUUUCAUUCCUACAAGUUCCCUGAUACCUGUAACGUCUCCUCCCUCGAUCUGCACGCACCCUUUGGUCCAUUAUGCCAUGACCGAGCUUCAAUGUUGACGGCCAUGUCAUCUGGAGGCCGCAUUGGUCAUGAUGCUCCCUACAUGCCUCGGGGCUGCGACAUGCGUUGGUUCACGAGCGAGGAGGUUCGAUAUGGUACUUCUAAUUGGAGACUCAAUGCUGCGCCAUUUAAUCGGGAGCAUCACAUCUUGAUUCGAAGGGACCUGGGGCAUGGAGCAGUCACAGAUUGGAAUUUCUCGACGCAGGAGAGCAAAGAAUGUUUCUGCAAUGAACAGUUCGACGUCAAAGCAUGCUCCGUGCAAGGGAUCUACAAGACUGCCGACGUUCUUACAAAUGAUCCUGAUAGCUUGUCAUGCGCCAAUUCGAUCAACGUGAUGAUAGAGCAGAUCGUACGCUUUCCAAUCCCCACAGAGGAGAUCAUCAGCUUGAAAGCUAGCAUUGGCACAGAGGGCGACAAACCGAAAGCAGUCAUCUUCGGCCAUGGACUUUGGAGCAACCUGGAUUUGCAGAAGACAGUAAACUGGCUAGAUGCUGUACUCGAAGCCAUCGGACCUGGAUUUGCUCCGCAAGGGCAUAGUCUUUUUGGCAAUAAAGCGCUGAUGCUGUUUGAAGAAGCUGUUUCAGUGGAGGCGGCGAAGAAGGGGGUUGAGCAUCUUGGGACGUGGAACAUGAGCAUCCAGAGCAACAAGUAUGACGGGGUGCAUCUUGAUAUGAAGGGGAACUUGGUCAAGGCGAUGAUGGUUAUGAACUGGUUGAACUUGAUUGAAAAUUGA